AUGAAAACGGUUGGGGGACAAAAACUACUAACAGAAAUCGAGGAAGAAAAUCUUGUAAAUGUUCUGGUAGCUGUAAGUGACUAUGGUUCUCCAAUGACCAAGUUAGACCUGAAAAUGCUUGUUUUUAAUUAUUUAGAAAAAAAUUCACGCAGUCAUAUUUUUAAUGGAAAAAUGCCCGGAAACACUUGGGUAGAAAAUUUUUUAAAUAGACAUUCAUCAAAAUUAUCAGUUCGAACUACACAAAAUAUAAAAAAGGUCCGGGCCGAGAAAGGUCUGCUAGAAAUGCAAAAUUUCUUCGAUAAUUUACAAGCGACGCUGAAGGAUAUUCCACCUAGUAACAUCCUUAACUACGAUGAGACUAAUUUGUCUGAUAACCCGAGUAAUUUAAAAUGCAUUUUUAGAAGGGGCAUAAAAUAUCCCGAAAGAAUUUUAAACAGUUCUAAGAGUUGUGUUUCGAUUAUAUUUACGGUGUCUGCAGCUGGUGACUGUCUUCCAACAUAUGUAGUAUAUAAAGCUACAAAUCUAUAUUCCGAAUGGGUUGACGGAGGUCCUGAUGGAACUCGUUACAAUUGCACGAAAUCGGGUUGGUUUGACUCUGCCUGUUUUGAGGAUUAUUUUAGAACAAUUAUACUAAAGUGGGCAAAGAAUCUUUCAGGGCCAAAAGUCAUAAUAGGUGACAAUUUGUCUAGUCACCUAAAUAUCGAAGUUGUGGAGCUAUGCCAAAAAUAUGAUAUUAGGUUUGUGUUUCUUCCACCUAACUCCACACAUCUGACCCAACCUCUAGAUGUAGCGUUUUUUGCCCCUUUAAAAAGAGAAUGGAGGAAGGUACUCACAAAUUACAAAAUUCAAAAUCCGGAACAGUCAACUAUUAAUAAAAAGCACUUUCCUAAACUCUUGAACGAAUUAUUAAAAAAUAUUAAUCUCAGAGAAAGUAAUAAUAUUAAAAGUGGAUUUAGAGCCGCGGGAAUAUGGCCAGUUAAUGCCCGAAAUGUUUUGAAACGAAUACCUGAGUAUUUUGACGAAGAAGUGUACAGAAUAGAUUCAGCUUUAUUAGAUUACCUACAAAAAACAAGGUGUUCUAAACCAAUGGCAGUGAAAAGGAGUAAGAAAUUACGUACAGAACCAGGCAAGUCAGUUUGUGCCGCCGAUAUUUUAAUAAAAACAACUAGUAACAAAAGUGUUCAAAAUAAGAAAUCCAAAAGAUUUGAAAACUAUCAGGAUAAUUUUAAUGAUAUAGAAAGCAGCAGGCAAGAUUGUGAGAUAAAUAUAUUAGAAGAAGUGACUACUGUAAGAGACAUAGAAGAAAAUGAGCUCGUAUUGGAUGAUAAAAUAGGAUUUUUUUUUAAAAAACACACCUGA
Molecule: messenger RNA, 1359 nt
Organism: Parnassius apollo (apollo)
Lineage: Eukaryota; Metazoa; Arthropoda; Insecta; Lepidoptera; Papilionidae
Source: the annotation of a GenBank genome assembly